Somion occarium is the source of this 2055-nucleotide messenger RNA. Lineage: Eukaryota; Fungi; Basidiomycota; Agaricomycetes; Polyporales; Cerrenaceae. The record is from the annotation of a GenBank genome assembly.
GUACUUCACCUGGACGCGACGCGUGUUGGCGCCUAAAUCUGUUCACCUGCCCAUUGUCUCCUGCGGCCCAUCCAUCUCUUUCUCUUUCGCCCUUGUCUGUCUUAUAUUCUUCACCAUCUGCACCUUUGUUCUCUUUUCGCUACCAUCAUAUCCUCAUCUUUUACCUACAUUCACCUUGGCACUCUCAUCAUUACAACGCCAGGGGGCGCUCCACACUUAAACCAUAACAACCAUGCCGCGGACGCGUUCAGUGCUCGAUUCACCGGCUGUAGAACUACCCAACAAGAGGAAACCUGUAGCAGCUCCCUCAGGUCCCUCAGCUUCCAAAUCUAAACCCAAGGAAAGACUUGCACCCGUUCAAGCUCUUCCGACCCCUCCAGCGACUCGUAAACGCAAACGGGCCCGUUCUCGAAUCACAGACUCCGAUACAGAGGAAGACGAGGAACUCCCCGUCCUUGAUUCAUCGGACAAGGAGGAGAGCAAGGUGGCCAAGGGUAGAGAAGAUGUAGUAGUUCUAGGCCAUAAGAAGAGACGGACAUUCAAAUUGGACGCAAUCGCUGAGGAAUUAAGUCGACGAGCAGAGGAGGAUGCCUUCUGGACAGGCGACUCCUCCGCCUCCAUCCUUCCGAUUGUGCCAAAAUCCGUCAAGGCGACGCAGGCAGCCACUGCGAAGGAGGUUGAAAGAGGCCGGAGUCGUACUCGUUCCCCGACUAGGUCUCCCUCAUCCUCUCCUCCGGCUCACCUUCUGCGUCGGAACCGUACCGGUCUGUUUUCUCCUCCUCCCUCCCGGCGACACCCCAAGACCGUGAUAGUCCCUUGCCUUGUAACACCACCCCCACUACCGAGAACUCCUCAGCCGAAACGCAAAGCUAAAGCUCGGAAGGCGGCACCUAUCAACAAGAAACUCUUUCCGGAGCGGGACUCUCCUAACAACCCAUUCUUGGCGGAUGAGUCCCCUGACGGUGUAGCGUCUGGGAGUUCCCUCACUCCGAACCUGACAACGCCUGAGCCGUAUGUUGAGAAGCCGACCAUUACUAUGGUUUAUCGCGGCGUAAAGCACGAGUUCAUCAACCCCCUUUAUGACCCGGAUGCACCCAAUGGUGUCGCCUCGCUGCGAAACAGCCCCUCCCGACUCCCUCCAAGUGAUCCAGAUUUCUCUCCUACACCUUACUGCCCGCCAAAGCUCUUGUUCCCCGAAGCUCGCAAGCGUAACCACGCCCGUCUUCGCUCACGUACUCGCGCUUCUGCUUCACCCUCUCCUGCAGCCGACGUAUUCAGUGGCGACGGGGAAGGCGCUGAGCCGGAACCCGAGAAGUUGGUUCUUCCUUCGACACCUAAGAAAGGGAAGGGUAAGGCCAAGGCAACGGAGUUUGAACAACUCACGCCUAAGCCCCCAGCCAAAGUCAAGGCCAAACAGCAGCAGAAGUCGGAAUGGGAUAGCAGUGACGAUGAAGUCGAGAGAUCCCUCCCUGAACCUCGCUUGCGCAGAUCACCGCGGUUAAAUGGCCGUGUCAAGGACGUUGGUUAUUCUCCUCAGGCUUCACACGCAAAGAAGGCGGAGAGAACAGAAAGAGGGAGAACGAAGAAUGUGAAGGAGGUCGCCAAGUUGGCCCCGUUACUCUUCGCUUCGAGCGAUUGAACCUGAGUUUCCGUUGGCUAGCAUCCGGACUGCAUGCUCAUCUUUUAUUUCCCUUUUUCUUUGGUUUUCACCACGUUGUUCGCUUUCACUGUGCAAUUCGCCAGCGACGGGGCUUCGCAUAUUCAUAAUCCCAUCUCACCACAAUGUGAUACCGGCUCCCUGUCCUAUCCGAUCCUUUCACUAUCCCAUUGCCUCAUGACUCACCCUCUCCGCUGCGACAUCCCCUCCAUCCUACCCGUCUUCAUUCAUAUACACAUUCAUGACAUACUAUCCACCGUUUAUUCACCUUUUGCUUGUGUCUUCGUCAAUGUUUUUCAUUCCAACAUCUUCAUUUCUCUCGUGUUCCUGUGUCGAUCUUCAUGCCCCGGGCCCAAGGCUCGAUUACAUGGCAUAUUACGGUCUCAGUUCAUCUCAGG